GUUUAACAUUUCAACAGAAUUAUAUCACUUGAAACAUACUCCCGAGGAUAUUUUAUUAUUUGUCGUAUUAUUUGGUCUUAAGCGAUUAUUGUAAUUAAUUCACUGAACUAUUUACGUAAAAUAAAAUUUCAAACGGAUGAUUUAUCGCUAUCAUGUCAGACAUGGAUAUUGUAGAAGUUGACGACGAGAAUCAAUUCCACGGCAAUAAAAAUGAAAAUCUUAAAUUAAGUUCUCAAUCAGAAGCUAGGAACGGAAGCAAAUCGGAGAGUAUUCGUCGAAUGGUGGACAUAACCCGCGACAAACCAAUUAAAGUUUCCAUCAGGGUAGCUGUACCUGUAAGAGACCAUCCAAAGUUUAAUUUUGUUGGAAAACUAUUGGGACCAAAAGGCAACUCAUUGAAGAGAUUACAGGAAGACACCAUAACGAAAAUGGCAAUACUUGGACGUGGAUCUAUGCGUGAUCGGAACAAGGAAGAAAAGUUAAGGAAUUCGGGAGAUCCAAAAUUUUCUCAUCUCAAAGAUGACCUUCAUGUUGAAAUAACAGCCUUUGCUCCUCCAGCAGAAGCACAUGCUCGUAUUGCAUAUGCGUUAACAGAAGUCCGAAGAUUUUUAGUACCGGAUUACAACGAUGAAAUACGACAAGAGCAAAUGUGGGAAAUGCAAAUAUUGCAGAAGGGAUCGGGGGACGCGACCGAUUCGGAAACCGGCGAGAGCGGAUCUUCGUCUCAUUCCGUGGACGAUAAUCGCCAAAAUUACAGCGCCGUUCAUUCAGCCGGAGAGUGUUCGCCGGUGCAUACCAAACACAGCAACGUCAACACCAAUCAAACAAUAAUUAACGGAUCAGAAAAACACGUGACUCCGAACAAUUCAAACGGGUUAACAGAAACUCCAGGGAGGAAACGUCCUCUGCUGUCUGGAGAAUGUGCCAAAGUAUCAAUGACUCCAUCAAAGAGAACAGUAAUGGCAAUUCUGGCUAGAGCUAGAACUGCGCAAGUACACGUCAAAGACAUGGUCACAUUUUCGCCACAUUUUAAUGGACUCGUUCAGACAGAUGUAUCCACAUACAGAGAAAAGCCUUUUAUCCCCACAACCAAUCUACUUUUGAACUAAAUAUAAUAUAAUAUAAUACCUACUAUUCACAUCAUCCAUAGAUUAUCCAAUCAAAUUUCUCUGUAGUCACAACGCAUGAAAGUAUGGGUCAAUGUAUUUUUUAAUCAUCAUAUUAUACAAUCUAAAUAAUUAAUUAAUAUUUUAUUUUAAAACAAAUCAGUUUUAUUUUAGUUUAUACGUGGUUUAAGAAUUAUUUUAAAACUUAAUUAAUCAUUAUGAUGAUUAGAAAAAAAUUGCUCAAUACAAUAUAAUAAUAAUAAUAUAUAUAUAUAUUUUAAUAGCGUAUUAUAAAUUUACAACUUUACGAUCUAUCCUAAUAAAAUAAUAAAAACAUUAUAAAGUCAAUCAUAUAAAUUAAAUAAUUAUAUUUAUAUAAUCAAAAUAUAAAAACAUGGUUCUUUCCUUGAUAAUAUCCCAGUAAAUACUCAAUAUUCUACAUGAAUAUUGUAUACAUAUUAUAAUAAACUGGGUAAUCAUUGUAAUUUAAUAUAAUUAUAAAUGCACACAAAUUCACAUUAAUUCAUGUUAGUUUAUUUAUU
Messenger RNA from Metopolophium dirhodum (rose-grain aphid), 1648 nucleotides. RefSeq names its product KH domain-containing, RNA-binding, signal transduction-associated protein 2-like. Lineage: Eukaryota; Metazoa; Arthropoda; Insecta; Hemiptera; Aphididae. The record is from RefSeq and is a predicted model, not a curated record. The coding region runs from base 153 to 1109 and encodes 318 amino acids. Gene Ontology annotation, cellular component: nucleus. Gene Ontology annotation, molecular function: mRNA binding. The transcript has 8 exons. Gene Ontology annotation, biological process: regulation of alternative mRNA splicing, via spliceosome.